AUGAAGACAUUCAGGCUAUUGUUAUAUGUUCCAUUUACUACAGCCCUUGCAACCAAGAGAGCCUCUGUCUCUCCUGAAACAUUCGCAUCACAAAUCACUAUAUCCGGUCUCCUCGAAGGCACGCAGAUACUCCAAGACUUUGCCUAUGCCUACCCGCAACGCAAUCGAGUCUUCGGUGGCGCCGCCCACAAUGACACGCUGGACUACAUCUGCCGCGAGCUCAACGCGACGGGAGCCUACGACCUCCACCGCCAGCCCCAAAUUCAUACCUGGACGAAACACAAUCAAUCGGUGACUACAGCUGAGGGCCAGACUCUCAUCGCGUAUAGCAUGACCCACAGCCCAAGCACGAACGUCACCGCCGAGCUGGCCCUCGUCCCCCAACUCGGCUGCAGCGCUGAAGACUACAACACUUCAGCAGUGGGAAAGAUCCUCCUCACGCGCCGGGGCGGCUGUGCCUUCGGCCACAAAUCUACCCUCGCCGCGGCCGCCAACGCCGCAGGCCUCAUAAUCUACAACAACGUCGCCGGCCCGCUGCACGGCUCCUUGGGCAGCCCUAACACCACGACUCCCUUUGCCCCAACCGUGGGAAUCAGCCUCCUCGAUGGCCAGCGCCUCCUGCGCAGCAUCACGCCCAACGCCACCUCCUCCAACACAACAACCCCCAUUCCAUCCCCACGGUUAACCCUCUACAUCCACACCCAAUCCGCCCCACGCCUGACCUACAACCUGAUCGCGCAGACCAAAGCCGGCAACGCAAGCAACGUGAUCACGGUAGGCAGCCACACCGACUCCGUGGACGCCGGCCCCGGCAUCAACGACAACGGCUCCGGCACCAUCGGCUGUCUAGCCAUCGCCCGCGCUCUUGCCUUGUCGUCAUCUCGCCCCUUAAUCCGCAACGCAGUACGCUUCCUCUUCUUCACAGCCGAGGAAUUCGGGCUCCUGGGCAGCACCUACUACAUCAAUAAUUCGUCGCCCACCAACCUCACGCACAUCCGCCUGUAUUUGAACUUCGAUAUGAUCGCCUCCCCCAACUACGCGUACAUGAUCUACGACGGUGAUGGCUCCCGGUACAAUGUCUCCGGCCCGCCGGGGUCGGAACACAUCCAGCACACGUUACAGGAAUACUUCGAGCGGCGGAAUGUGUCCUACCGCGCGACGCCAUUCAACGGGCGCUCGGAUUAUCGGGCAUUCAUCCGGAAAGGCAUCCCUGCAGGAGGGCUGUUCACCGGGGCCGACGGGAUCAAGACGCAGCGGGACGCGGAGCUGUUUCGGGGGCGGGUCGGGGUGGCGUAUGAUCCUAAUUAUCAUGGGGCUGGGGAUACGGUGGCGAAUUUGGAUCAGGAAGCUUUUCUGAUGAAUGCGCGGGCGGCGGCGUUUGUGGUGGCGAGGUAUGCCGGGGAUCUGGAGGGGAUUCCGGAGCGGCGAGGUACCAGUUCGAUGGUGGUGGAUGGGCUGAGACUGGGUAUCGCGCAGAAUGCGUUGUCUUGGAUGAAUGAUGAACUGUCUAUUUGA
Molecule: messenger RNA, 1515 nt
Organism: Aspergillus aculeatus ATCC 16872
Lineage: Eukaryota; Fungi; Ascomycota; Eurotiomycetes; Eurotiales; Aspergillaceae
Exons: 3
Coding region: 1-1515 (504 amino acids)
Biological process (GO): proteolysis
Molecular function (GO): metalloexopeptidase activity
Source: RefSeq, a predicted model, not a curated record